AUGAUCUCCCGGGCGAAGGAGCUAGGAUUUGUUUACCUUUCCCUGGCAGCAUUGAAUUUCGGCUAUGAUGUUGGGACUUUUUCUGGGGUUCAGGCCAUGGAUCCGUUUAUUCGUCGCUUCGGUUCAUACGACAAAGUAACUCAGGAUUAUAGCAUUCCCGGUUACUUGGUCUCGGUGAUGAAUUCGACUCCUUUCAUUGGAAAAUUGAUUGGAGCUUUGGCCUGUGGCAUUGUCACAGAGAGAUGGGGACGGAGAAGUGCGGUUGCCGUUAUGGCAUGUAUCUCUCUCGUAGGAGUCACCCUGCAAACAUCAGCAACAACCGCAGCCCAGUUCACCCUCGGCCGCAUCAUCAACUUCGGCAUGACGGGUUUCUGCAUCGUGGUGACACCUAUCUACCAAGCAGAAUGUUCACCACCGGCGCUGAGAGGACUGAUUUCGUCCACAGUUCAGUUCCAGAUCCUCCUGGGCCAACUUAUAGCGUCACUGGUUAAUUUGGGGACGCAGAAAAUAACCUCGAAUUCUUCAUGGCAAAUACCUAUUGGACUGCAAUUUAUCGUGCCCGUCUGUAUUCUGGCACUGUUGCCAUUCAUGCCGGAAUCGCCGAGAUGGCUAGUGUCUAAAGGCAGAUAUGAUGAGGCAGAGCGGUUUCUGAAGACCCUUCGACCAAAAAGUACAACAAGCGAAGAAAUUUCGCUUGAGAUCGAAUACCUACAGCACUCAAGUGCAAAUCAAGGUAAAGGAUCGUGGAAAGAAGUGUUUGAUCAAAAGAAUCGGAUCACUGGCCAGGCCUUCAUCUCGCAGUACGGCGUGGUCUUCUAUAAACAGCAGAAUAUCAGUGACCCGUUUUUACUGGGCGUAAUUCAGACGGUGAUUAGCGUUGUCUGCAGUGUGAUCACGUUGCUUUUCGUGGACCAGGUGGGAAGAAGGGCGAUUAUUUUGACGGGCGGAACCGCGAUGGGUUUCUUCCUGCUCCUGGUAGGAGGAAUGGGCACGCUGAAGAAUCCCGGGCCUAAUGCCAAACGGACAAUGGUGGCAUCUUUGAUGAUGUAUGGGGCAUCGUAUGCUCUAUCAUGGGCGACAGUAUCCUACAUUAUCCUUGGCGAAGUGGCCAACAGUCGCGUCAAGGAAAAAACGAGCGAUCUUGCAGUAUCGAUUUCGGUGCUGACCACCUUCGUGGUGUCGUUCACCAUCCCGUACCUGUUGGACGCGCCGUAUGCCGACCUGGGAGCCAAGGUUGGAUUUAUCUACGGCAGCAUCACGAUCGUCUCGUCAGUGGUGGCGUACUUCAUGGUUCCUGAGAUGAAGGGGCGUUCCUUGGAGGAAGUGGACCGGCUGUUUGAGGCCCGAGUGCCGCUGAGGAAGUUUCGGCAGGCCAAGUUGGAGGAGGACCGGGAGCCAGAGAAGAGUGGUGUUUGA
Messenger RNA from Penicillium riverlandense, 1416 nucleotides. Its product is annotated as sugar porter family MFS transporter. The transcript has 11 exons. Gene Ontology annotation, biological process: transmembrane transport; carbohydrate transport. Gene Ontology annotation, molecular function: carbohydrate:proton symporter activity. The record is from RefSeq and is a predicted model, not a curated record. The coding region runs from base 1 to 1416 and encodes 471 amino acids. Gene Ontology annotation, cellular component: membrane. Lineage: Eukaryota; Fungi; Ascomycota; Eurotiomycetes; Eurotiales; Aspergillaceae.